AUGUUUGCCUUUGUUAAAUAUGAACAAAUGGAAAGUGCAAUUGAAGCAAUUAAUAAAGAAAAUGGAAAAGAGUGGUGUGGUAAUUUAAUUGUAGUUGAAUUCUCUGAAACUAUCGAAUCAAAAAGAAAUAGAAGACAGAAAGCUACGUUAAAGAAACAUUGUCAAAGCUCUACUCUUCUUCCUCAUACAUCUCAGAACCAGUCAUACCUUCAAAUUACAUCUCCAAAACAAAAACACAUCCCCUCAGAACCAGUUCAUCGUACAUCAAAGUCCUACACAAACUCUCUUUCUUCUCAACAACUUGAUUUUUUAUUUCCUGCUCCUACAUCUGCACGUCAUAUCUCACAGUCAUCGUCUCCAACAACUGAGAUGUUUGUUUCUCACCACUACAAUUUGUCUCAUCAACUCAAUCACGUUUCUCCAUUUGAUGCACUCACUCCAGACAAUGAUAAAGAAACAAGUGAUUUGCCUAUAUUCAGAGAGUUAGUAUCACCAGCCUCUGAAAAAAAGAAAUAG
Messenger RNA from Entamoeba dispar SAW760, 516 nucleotides. RefSeq lists its product as uncharacterized. NCBI's taxonomy places the organism in Eukaryota, Evosea, Mastigamoebida, Endamoebidae. Gene Ontology annotation, molecular function: nucleic acid binding. Bases 1 to 516 code for a protein of 171 amino acids. The record is from RefSeq and is a predicted model, not a curated record. The transcript has a single exon.